GCAGUCAAAAAAUACUCCUGCUAAGCUUCUCGUUCCCCCCUCCGCCCGCCGGACCGGAGCACGCCCGCCACCCGACGGAAUCGCCUCUCGUCGUCGACGCCGACCACCCCCUCCUACCCCAUAUCGGUAUUGGAUUGGAGCGGAGUGGGUGUCUACCUUCAGUAAAUUGAAUUCUUCUGUUGGUGAUGAACCCUAGCUUUGCUUUCCGAGUUUUUCCUUGGUUGAAAUUCGACUGAACCCCCUAUGCUCCGCGUUAUAGGUCCGCCCCUGUUACGAGGUGGACGCCGGAGCAUCGGAUCAUGGGGGCCUCUGCCCAGGAAUCGGGUUUGUGGAAGCAAAUCGACGACGCAGAGGACUAUCUACUAAGCGGAUUGUUCGAGCAGGCUGUAUCUACAGCUUUAUCUGUGUCUGAUCAAACACGCACGGUUUCUCUGGAGACUGAAUGUGACCAUGACGAACUCUUAGAUAUUCUUGAAUCAGCUGGAAUGGUACUUGUCCAGGCACUUAAAGAACUCAGGAGGACAUCUGAAAUGUUUGUUCAGCUUAAAAAGAUGUUUGGUUCGGUGGCAACAGUACCUGCUAAAGUUUUCCUUACCGGAGCUACCAUGCAAAUGGCAGCAGGAUCUGGAUCUGACCUUAGACCAAUCUUUGAGGAGUACCUUGCUAAAUGGAGAUAUACAAAUGAUGAAGUUUAUGUUUUGAAUGGAGGACAAGACAACCCUUUAAAUGGAUUUGUUGUUUCAUCUGUUAUGUCAACCAAGCAGUAUCUUGAGGUGGCAGAAUUGUAUACAGUAACAUUCCUUUGUAUUGUCUCCCAAGAGAGUGAAACUGCUAUCUCAUGGGCAGAAAAAGCAGAGCUGACUGAGCAAGGCCGUCAGGACCUACUAAAAAAGCUUUAUGCACUGCGAUCAGCUGCAAAUAAAAAGCCAUCCACUGUUGAAGGGGUAAAACAAAUAGCAGAAAGAAACCUUUCCACUUCUACAAAUGGCUCAACACCAUCGUUACAUGAGGAUGCUCCAAGCACAGCUCCUGUGUACGACAGCCAAAAGGUCCAAGUAAAGUCCACUCGACCUUCAAUCCAACGUGUCACAAAUCAAUUCGAUCCCUUCUUUUGGUGGUUUCAUUCGGUUCGCUUGAGGUUUGGUAAAAUACAUAUUGUUCUACCAAGUGGCAAGUUAAUGCUUCUGCUAUCGCUGCUGUUUUCGACAAUCUAUGUGCUCCGGAGGAAAACUGCUGGCUUGAAGAGGACUGUGUUCCAGCACGCAUCAUCUCUGCGACGAGCAUUCUUUGAUGCACUGCAACUUGCAUUCUCUGUCCAGAUGAAUCCUCUAGCUGCUGUUCAACAAGUGCCGCAAGCCCCUCGAUGAAGCUGGUGAUAAUGUUGUUAUUGAUGUAUGUAAUAAGUCAAUGGAAAGACGACUGAGGUCAUACCUGAUUCUGUGUCAUAGAAAAUGUAAAGACAACUGUGCAUAAUGCAGCAUGAUAAUGAUCAAAUUUUUGUUGGCAUGCCCAGCUCUCUGAGGCAGAGGCUCAAA
Setaria italica (foxtail millet) is the source of this 1535-nucleotide messenger RNA. Its product is annotated as protein APEM9. Bases 300 to 1367 code for a protein of 355 amino acids. Lineage: Eukaryota; Viridiplantae; Streptophyta; Magnoliopsida; Poales; Poaceae. Gene Ontology annotation, biological process: peroxisomal membrane transport. The transcript is spliced from 6 exons. The record is from RefSeq and is a predicted model, not a curated record.